This is a messenger RNA of Aspergillus homomorphus CBS 101889, 633 nucleotides long. Its product is annotated as mitochondrial fission 1 protein. The record is from RefSeq and is a predicted model, not a curated record. Gene Ontology annotation, cellular component: peroxisomal membrane; mitochondrial outer membrane. The transcript is spliced from 4 exons. Gene Ontology annotation, molecular function: protein binding. Bases 149 to 610 code for a protein of 153 amino acids. Gene Ontology annotation, biological process: peroxisome fission; autophagy of mitochondrion; mitochondrial fission. NCBI's taxonomy places the organism in Eukaryota, Fungi, Ascomycota, Eurotiomycetes, Eurotiales, Aspergillaceae.
CUUCAUUUCGAGAUAGUAGCCUGCUGCUUGCUUGCUCGCUCGCAUCUUUCAAGCCUGCUUGCGCAUUCCACUCUUUCCUCAUCUCGUGCUUCGCUAUCAUAUUUAUCCGCUUGACCGUACACACAACGCAACAAAGAAAGAAACAAACAUGGGUUCCAACCUACCAUAUGCUGCGGACGCAGAGAGCCCGCUCAAACCCGCCGAACUACAGGUCCUGCGCGCGCAGUACGAGAAAGAAGGCGACUACGUCGGCAUCCAGACUAAAUUCAACUUCGCCUGGGGCCUAAUCAAAUCCUCCUCCCGCACCGACCAACAAGAAGGCGUGCGCCUCCUAUCGGAAAUCUUCCGGGCCGCGCCCGAGCGCCGCCGGGAAUGCCUGUAUUACCUGGCGCUGGGCAACUACAAGCUCGGCAACUACGGCGAGGCGCGCCGGUACAACGACCUGCUGCUCGAGAAGGAGCCGGCCAACCUGCAGGCGGCCAGUCUGGGGACCCUGAUUGAGGAGAAGGUCUCCAAGGAGGGGUUGCUGGGGAUUGCGAUUGUGGGUGGGUUGGCGUUGGCUGCUGGUGUGGUUGGGGGGAUUGUCUUGCGGGGGUCGAAGAGGCGGUAGGGGGGUUUUUUUGGAUUUUGGAC